Messenger RNA from Impatiens glandulifera, 813 nucleotides. RefSeq lists its product as uncharacterized. The coding region runs from base 120 to 578 and encodes 152 amino acids. Lineage: Eukaryota; Viridiplantae; Streptophyta; Magnoliopsida; Ericales; Balsaminaceae. The record is from RefSeq and is a predicted model, not a curated record. The transcript has 5 exons.
CUUAUCAUCUCUUUCCUUUGAUCGGUGUUUCUAUUAUAUAUACAACUUCUCUCCCCUUGUGAUAAAAUUACACAGAACUAAGCAAAAGAAAUAUAUAGAGAGAGAAAAAAACCAGAGUCAUGAACAGCAAGAAUUCAUCAUCUUCUUCUUCCUUUACUACUGAUCUAUUCGGUUCAAUAAAUCCCUCUGCUUCUUCAUCUUCAGGGAUUUUUGAUGCAAUUUUCGCCCCUUCUUCUUCAAAGGUUCUUGGAAGGGAUUUCCUGUUGUCGUCGGGUAAAACAGAACAGAAAGAAGGAAAACUGACCGGAAAAACCGGCAGUGAUUCAGACAUAACUGGACAGAAGAUUCAUGUGCCUUUAAAUGAAGAUGGGACUCCUCUUUAUGGUGAAAAAGUGCAUCCAUGCCAUUACAGUUCAUCCAUUUAUUAUGGAGGCCAGGAUUUCUAUUCAAACCCUAAAAGUAACCAGUCUUCUUCUUCUUCUGUUUACUCCUCCUCAACCUUCUGUAAGAAGGAAGGAGAAGAUGAUUCCAACAGUGUUUCCAGAGGCAAUUGGUGGCAAGGUUCUCUUUAUUACUAGAAGCAUAAAGAGUCUUAGGGUUUGAACAGAUAUCUUGACCUCCAUAAUAAAUGGAUGAACUGUAAUGGCAUGGAUGCAAUAAUAUAUUAAAAUAUUACAUAUGUUCUUGACCUCCAUAUUAUUGCUUUUUAAGUCUUUUGAAUAUGCUCUGUUUCUUCUUUAUUUUGUUUUAAUGCAAUUUCAAUCCAGUUAUCAUCCUAUCCUAUGUAUAUGUUUAUGUCUGUUAAUACACUUA